AUGAAUGAAGAAUCUGAUAGUGAAGUUAAAAGGGAUCCCCUCACAGCAAGACCAAGUGGCUCGGGGAAAAGGUUACCAUUGGAUAUAGAAGGAAACAAUAUCUGCCAGGACAUAGAAACUACCGCUAUAGAUGAUACACAUGAAGACGUGUCGCAAGAUGCAGAUAUUGAAAUAUCGCAAAAAAAUAUUGAACAAAAAGAAACACUACAACAAGAGAUACAGAGACAAUCGCUAGAUACAACAGAUACAAAUAGGAAUAAUGCAGAUAAUGGUAUCGAUACUCACCAAAAUGUAGUAACAACACGAAACACGAUGGAUAGAGAGUCAAUCAUAUAUGACAAUAGGAACCUAAGCCCGAGGAGGUCAAGAGGAUCAUCAAUAUCAGUAUCUAACACACCGACCAGCACCGGAGACUCUAUACAAUCACUGCCCUCAUCAUACGAAGGGGAACCUAUAAAUGAUGAUUCGUUAUUCUCAGAACAGUCGCCGAAGGUACAAAGACUUAUUAUAACACAACAAACAUUAAGGAACUCACCUAUCAUACUACCACCAUCUAUACGGGAUAGCGUUGUUAGUGACAGGUUCCUAGCAGCGGUGGAACGGUCAAGUGACCCUUUAGGACGAGUGGCGUCCAUAUAUCACACAGGCAGAGAACGGGCAGACUCACACAGAGCCAGUGUGCCAAUAACAUUCGAUGGUGAUGCGAAUGCUGCUACACAUGGCUAUAAUAUCAGCACUAGAGCGAUGGCAGCCGCAAGGUCAAUAGUGUCAACAGGUAGCUCAGCAACUGGAGCAACUUCAAGGACUAUAUCAACAAUGUCACCAGUUGGCUCCGUGGUUACAGGGACGUCACAAUAUUCAGAAAACGAAUCACAAAGUCAAAUCGAUCCCUUGGAUAUCACACUACAUUUCACAACAACGGACGGUAAUAAUGGAGGAAUAACGUCAAGAAGUGAGCCGCAAACCAAUAACGAUCUCGAAAUGAGAUAUAGACAGAUAAAUGAUGGAUCAUCCACUGCAGAUGAUAUAGACACAAGGAUCACAAACAACUACCUAGAAAGAACACAGUCAAGUGCAUCGAAUCAGUACUCAAUAGGUGAUGCGUCGACACGACACUCAACCGAUGAACCUUCACGCAGCUCGAUGGACGAGUGGUCCUCCAGACAGUCUAACCCACAGUACGCGUCAAGUAGUGAAUAUAGAACACCAGAAUCAAACGUCAUGAUGAGAGAAAAUAACUCGGCACAAGCUACAACACCCACUGCACAAAAUCAACACAGCACCCACAUGAGUCAACAAAGUACCAUACAAAGACCCACACAACAUGGCACUGAAAAUGAUAACGCCAGACAACAAACAGGAAAUAUACAACAAUACAAUACGCGGGAUGGAGACACACAACAUGAUAGAUUUUCAUACGAUAGCAAAGACUCACAACGUGAGCAUAGGAUACAAAGUUAUUGCCAGGAUUUUGAACAAAUAAUGUCUGAAAGGCUAAGAGGGACCAUAAGUGACGAUAAUCAACUUAUAGAUGAAGACGAUGACGAAGAAGGUAAUAUAUUCCUGAUUCCAGAUAAUUUCAACCCUUAUGCACCGCCAACACAACGCAAUAGCAACAUGGCCACUACCACGCUAAUCGAGGCAUCCCAAGUUUACAAUAUACAGGAUAAUUUUGAUGAAGAGGAUUACGAUAAUCAUGAUACACUCAAUUUCACAUUCUCCCAUGGCGAUGCGGAAUGCUUACUACAGCAACAUGACAUCCAAAGUGAACAAACAUCGGAAAUAAGGACACCUAGCAGACCGAUAGUUAUCGAAGAUGACAAUACUUCCAUUUUAUCAGAACAGAAUCGAAAAAGUGAUGAAAUGACAUUCUCGGAUAGAGUACAACAACUAGUAGAGAGCGAAAGGACCAGCAGAGGGAGGGAUGAAACGAAGGUCAGAAGUAUAGAUUUAGCUGAUAGGUUUAAGGAACUUGAUCGACAAUUAAUAUCGCCAAAGAGCUUACAAAAAAAUGACGAUAUAAACAGCUCUGUAAGAAGGAGCGUAACUCCAAUGAAUGUGGAUGAUGGCAUUCAAGAAGAUACGGUACUAACUACGCUUAUUGAAGCUAGAAUACAAAAUAACGCCACAUUAACUGGAUUACAUACACCUACAAUGGGUAACACGCUCUUGCAGCAUAACGAGGUCAACAAACACCCGCCACCAAAUCCACUGUCACCCACUAUAACAACUGACCAUAACAAAACUGAUCAAAUAUCUCAUACAAGCGAUUUGGCGUCAUCAAAAACCAUAAAAUCUACAGGAUCAGCAAAUGUUAUUGGUACUGCCAUGAGUUCAUCUACGCCGUCGGAUGGUAUGAAAAAUACGCACUUCACAGCGGACAGCGAACCCCUAUAUAUGAAGACCUUCUAUGCAAACCUAUUCAGAGAAAAGACACAAAGGAGAGAUGAAACCAAUACACCGUUUGAUAAAAAUAUACCCGUUGCAACCAACUCGAAAAGACCAAAAGUAUCGGGAAAAGAUACACUUUUAAUCGAUGAUUUGGAAUCUGUUGCCCCGAAAAUGAGAGCUAUCACGCCAUCGGCAGAAAGGAUCGUAGCUGAUGCGUUCAAAAGUGUCAAAAUCGUAAUAGGAGCUAAACUGUGCGAAAAUGGGUAUCAUAGACAACCAGGAGAUGCUACGCCACUAAACAGUAGAACGAACCCAUAUCGAAAGGUACAAGACGAUACUAAAGCUUUGCUAAAGGAGUUCAUUGGUAAACUCAAAGCUGUAAAUGCUAUCAAAGUGCAACUAUAUAACUGCUUGGAUAACGCUACCAAGAACUCGACACUCAAGGAUGGAUCUAAAGCGACAUAUGCAGCACUAGUCAAAGAAUGCCUACAGUUGAACAAGUCGAUACAACACAGAGAGAUGUUCAUGGGACUACAACGAAAAAUGAUGAACAUGAAAAUUGAACGGCUAAAACGUCUAAAGGAAAAAAUUACAUUACUAGAACUACGCAAUAGGACGGCGCAGACAGAUGGUACAAUCUCAGAACAACCAGAACGUAACAUCUCCACAAUCAGCAAUGUCUAUACCGCAACAGGUAUAAGGAUAGUACCUGUAGAUGUCGGUAUACCACAUGUUAGAUGGUGCUUCGUAGUAGCUUUUAACGCCGAUCCAAAUACAAAGAGAUUUGUAAGGAGGUACACCAAGUCGUGGAAAACAGAUGUAGUCAAAAUGGUUGACAGCUGCAUAGACACCAUCCUACAGAAGGCUGUGGUAUACCACCGUCUGAAGAUAGACCAACGAUAUAAUCCGGAGGUAGAUAUGCUGGUGUACCUCAGAGUUAUGGGCGACAGUGCCGCGCAAGGCGAUUUCUACGCAUCGUGCAAAAGAUCGGUACUCACAUUCGAUGAAGAUUCGUCGCCGGAGGUACAGGAAGCUACAAGGACGCCAUCAGGGCGUGCACAUGUUCCGGCAUUCAGGAGCAGUGAAAUACCGUCGAGCAGCCCGGAGACUGUAUCUACGCCGACGAUAAGCAAGAGAAUAGACUGCCGUACAUGGAGUAACGUAUCAGGAAUACGUUCCACAACCAGCCUAGCGAACGGCGUUGAAAGUAUCAAUCCGCCUUAUGGCAGCCCGGGGCCCACGGAACCGCCACGAAUAGCAGCAAAAGAUGUCACAUGGGAUGAUGAAGUAGAUAUCGAUGAACUCAUCACAGGGUUGAGGAUCGUAUUCACAGCUCCCAGGCUGAAAGCUGGUGGCGAUAAAGGAAAGGUGUGGGAACAGGCAUUAAUGCAGCUACUCAAUGCGGCCAAUAAGCGCAUAGAUCGACUAAAAUCGAGGCUCACGUUGGAUAAAACCGCGGAUCAGAGACCUAUCACGCUACUAGCACUGAUCAGGGAGAUUAUGGACUACGGCUCUGCACUCAGUUCACGAAUCAGGGUCGUACAGCGCGAACUGCUGCAGCUACUGAAUAGUACAUCCGUACCGGUUAUCAAGGCAUCGGGGAACCUCAUGACCAUAGAGAUGGUGCUGACGCCGCAGGAACCCGCGAAACCCUCACUAAGGUGCUCCCUGGACAUCGACCCUUAUGACCUGCUUCAAAAAGGGUCAUAUGCACGCGCAGCGACCAAUUUCAAGGUACAGCCACUGCAGCCAGGAAACGACGCACUCCAAAAAAAAGUAAAAGAGGCGAUCAUAGAAACGCCAAAAGAUAAAACGAUAUACCAUGUUAUAUCCAGUGCUUGCGCACGGAUCGGUCAUAAUCUAUACAACUAA
Molecule: messenger RNA, 4263 nt
Organism: Babesia sp. Xinjiang
Lineage: Eukaryota; Apicomplexa; Aconoidasida; Piroplasmida; Babesiidae
Exons: 1
Coding region: 1-4263 (1420 amino acids)
Source: RefSeq, a predicted model, not a curated record